Messenger RNA from Leptonychotes weddellii (Weddell seal), 810 nucleotides. NCBI's taxonomy places the organism in Eukaryota, Metazoa, Chordata, Mammalia, Carnivora, Phocidae. The record is from RefSeq and is a predicted model, not a curated record.
AUGGAGGGAUUACUGCAGAGCACGCGUGCAAGGCCGCACAUCCAUCCACACCUACAACUGCAUACUACACAUACACGCCACACACCCCUCCCCCGCCGGCCCCCACGCCCAAUCUGGAGCGGAGCAGCAGAUUCCCGGGGAGGGGAGCGCAGCCCCAAACGGAAAGCUAGGGCCCGGCGCCCACCCGGCAGCGCCCACAGCCUCCACCGCGAAGCUAGGCGAGCUGGGGCGCAGGGAGCUGGGUCUCCCGCCCACCCCCCACCGGGACAGGAAGAGCCGCGCCCAGCCCGCGAGGCAGCCCAGCGGAGGGCGCGGCGGGGAAGCAAGGGGCCCGCGCCGCCCCCGCCCCCGCCCAUCGUCUUCCAGCACCGCCCCCGCUGCGGCGGGCGAGGGGCGGGGCGGGGCGCGGCGUAUAUAAGACGAGGGGCGGGCGCCCUUCUUUUGUCUCUUGCUGCAGCAACGCGAGUGGGAGCACCAGGCGCCGGCUCGGAGCGGAACUCCACGGAUCGCUUUAAGAAAAUGGCAGACAAGCCGGACAUGGGGGAAAUCGCCAGCUUCGAUAAGGCCAAGCUGAAGAAAACGGAGACGCAGGAGAAGAACACCCUGCCGACCAAAGAGAGUGAGUGCACCCCCGCCUCCGGGUCCGCGUGCCCCGAGCCCCCCCCCCCUCCCCAGGUCCACCUGCCAGUCUCCACGAGCAGAGUCCAUUCCGGGAGAGUCAGGCCCCGCAAACAGCCUUCUCGUGAGGCCUUGGGCUGGGAGCUGGCAGGAGUGAGCAGUGGGAGGAAUUCAGGGUCGCAGGUGCCAUGA